AUGAGCGACCAGGGGAUCUUGGGGGUAUGGCGAUGCCACAAGGGUCAAAGUAACCCGAAAGUGGCUAAGUCAAAAGAGGCGAGGUAUUCUCUGAUUCAAGUCCGAGGGAACCGGAACGUCAAAUGUCUGAAAGGUAGUUCUGCGGCUGUAUAUGCAAGCAAAACUCCGAUCACCGGCCGUCCAAGACGACCACCUUUCUUCCCCAGCAUGGAAUGGGAGUGGUCGCCCCCAGCCUCGGCAAAAACCCACCGCCCUUCUCCUACCAAGGAAGGACGGGGGACGGCUCACUUCUCUGUGAACCGCAACCAGCAUCACCUAGGCGAGGACGGAGAUCCUGAAGCCGCCCGAGCUACUUCAGGUCGCCUAGGGGUCUUCUGGGGAAGUGAACGGCAAGCGGGACGAGGAGGGGUAAGUGCUCAUCUUGAAAGCUCUCCCAGGCCAUACAUUGCAGGGAAUGGAGGGGGCAUGGAGCAUCCCAGUCAAUCCGCCCGUCAGGCAAGCGGUUGGCGGAGAGGGCCUCGGACUGGGGUCGAACUCGGCCAAGGAGCGGCAGGGAGAAGGGAAGCCAAGGUCGGGGAGAGAGAAUCCUUUAGGGAGCUGGGCCAGCCUGUUGUGGAAGACCUGUUGGGCAUGGAAGAGUCCGCAAUUGAAGGACUUGGUUCCCUCCUUGACCAUCCAUUGGGCCCCAGGUUCAGUUU
Messenger RNA from Cuscuta campestris, 698 nucleotides. The record is from the annotation of a GenBank genome assembly. Lineage: Eukaryota; Viridiplantae; Streptophyta; Magnoliopsida; Solanales; Convolvulaceae.